CGCAUUCUCUCUGAUUGAAAAGUGUAAUACGGAAGUGAUGGAAACCAGAAGUCUAGGACAAUAGAUAACCUGCCUAGGACGAAGGAGAAAGAAAAUGAUUAUAUUCUGUAUGUGUGUGUAGGAAGUUUGUUUGUGGUAUACACUGAUUGCAAUAAGUAUUUAAUAAAUACUUGUUUGUUGAUUGUACAAAUAUGACUACUGACGAAAGAACUAUAUUCGUAAAACUGGAAGCACUGAAGGAAAUUAGGGCUAAAACACUUCAGCUGGAGAAAAUGAAACUUAGAAUAAUACAUGAAGUUGAAGCUACAGAACAGGAAGACAAAUGUUUAUCAGAGUAUAAACAAGAGAUGGAUUUGUUAAUGCAAGAGAAGAUGGCCCAUGUGGAAGAAUUAAGACAAAUUCAUGCAGAUAUAAAUUCGAUGGAGAUUGUAAUAAAGCAGGCGGAAGAAUCUCGUAACAGAGCGCUUGAUACAGCCAAACGUAUACACGAAGAGUAUCGACCGCUCAAAUUAGACAUUGAUCGUAUGAGGCGCGAGUAUUUAGGUCUGGAAAGACUUCCAGAACUUCAUGAAGAAGAGGGAGACUUAAUUACACCAGAUUACUUUGAGAAGCAUUUCAAAUCUGAUUGGCGUCCAGAAAUGAGGGAAGAACCGACCCUCUCCACUCUGGCUUUAGCGCAUCAAGGAGCGGCUUCAGCGUUUCUUGCCCCUACUCAGCCUCCGAUGCAGUUGGUGCAGAGUUCAAAUAAACCCGAGCAACGUCCUCUGCCACCUGCACCAGGUCCUGCGCCUACUUUCAGGCAGCAACCACCACCCAUGAAAUCAUGCCUUAGUUGUCAUCAGCAGAUUCACCGCAAUGCGCCAAUCUGUCCGUUGUGUAAGGCCAAAUCACGUAGCCGGAACCCCAAGAAACCAAAGAAGAAAGACUGAAAUAUUGUGAGCGUAAAUAUUAAAAAAGCUAACACUGGCUUUCCUAUUUGUAAACCCAUUGGAGACUAUUAAGUUGUCUGCUGUUGGGCCUUAAAUUGCAGGGUCAACGUAAGGGAACACUACUUCUGGUUCUGGUGUAGCUCUACAGAUGACGUGGCUACCCACAAGCAGAGCUCGUUGUUUGACUCCAGUGGGUUAAUUUUGUGUGUUUUACUCGACAGAGCUUUCUAGCUCAUAUUUGUGGACGUGGUUGAAAAGAUAAUUUCUGCGUUCACCGAUUAAUUACUAUGUGUGUUCUUAUUAAUUGUAUCUUAGAAAAUCCUCUGGAUGAAUAGAAAUAGUCUCUUUAGGUCAGUGGUUCCCAACCUUUUUGUGCCUAUGGGCACAUUUGAGAGUUUAUGAGAUCGUGGUGGGCACCAACCAAUUAACAAAGCCAAAUUUUCUUAUCUCUGGACAAAUAAGAUAUGGACACCAA
Messenger RNA from Zootermopsis nevadensis, 1404 nucleotides. RefSeq names its product zinc finger C4H2 domain-containing protein. Lineage: Eukaryota; Metazoa; Arthropoda; Insecta; Blattodea; Termopsidae. Gene Ontology annotation, cellular component: nucleus. Gene Ontology annotation, biological process: positive regulation of neuron differentiation. The record is from RefSeq and is a predicted model, not a curated record.